Molecule: messenger RNA, 1740 nt
Organism: Cuscuta europaea
Lineage: Eukaryota; Viridiplantae; Streptophyta; Magnoliopsida; Solanales; Convolvulaceae
Source: the annotation of a GenBank genome assembly
AGCCAUCAUCAGAUCGAUCGAACACUAUGAUAUUUUACAGUAUUCUAGCAGUAGUGAGUAUUCCUGUGGGUUUCUUUGUAUGGGGAAUGCUGGAUUGGGUAUGGCUUAAGCCCAGGAGGCUGGAGAGGUGCCUUAAGAAGCAAGGUCUGAAGGGUAACCCCUACAGAAUCCUCCAUGGAGACAUGAAAGAAAGUUGCAGAAUGAUAAGUGAUGCCGUAAACUCCCAGCCCAUGAGUCCCUCUGACGAUGACAUUGCUCCUAAACUCCUUCCACAUUUCCUUCAAAUCAUCAGCAAAUAUGGCAAAAGCUGCUAUUUAUGGAUGGGUCCAACUCCUAUGGUGUUCAUCAUGCAUCCUGACUUAAUAAAAGAGGUUUUGAAUAAAAACUAUCUCUAUCAGAAGCCUCACACCAACCCACUAUUAAAUAAGUUGGUCCAGGGAAUACUUGUUUACGAGAAUGAUCAGUGGAAAAAGCAUAGAAAGUUACUCAAUCCAGCUUUCUAUACUGAGAAGCUAAAGUUAAUGGAACCAGCAUUCAUGAUAAGUUGUGGUGAUAUGGUGAGCAAAUGGGAAGGGAGAGCCUCACGCGAAGAGCAUUGCGAGGUGGAUGUGUGGCCGGACCUUCAAACCAUGACAAGCGAUGUCAUUUCUCGAACCGCAUUCGGGAGCAACUACAAAGAUGGAAGCAGGAUAUUCGAGCUCCAAACAGAACAAGCCAUGCACAUCAUGGAAGCUUUCAACGAAGUUUAUGUACCUGGGUGGAGAUUUGUGCCAACAAAGAGGAAUAGGAGAAUGCAUGAGAUUCAGAAGGAAGUGAAGUCAUCUGUUCAUACCAUUAUAGAGAAAAGGUUGAAGGCCAUGCAUGCAGGGGACACAAGCAAGGAUGAUCUACUAGGCAUAUUACUUCAAUCUAACUUGCAAGAAAUCGAGAAGCAUGGGAACAAGGGGGUUGGGAUGAGCAUUGAAGAAGUCAUUGAGGAGUGUAAGUUGUUCUACUUUGCAGGGCAAGAGACCACCUCUGUGUUACUCGUCUGGACUAUGGUUUUACUCAGCAAAUUUCAAGAAUGGCAAGCUCAAGCUAGAGAAGAGGUGCUGCGAGUUUUUGGGCGGGAUAAGAAGCCACAUUUCGAAGGACUAAAUGACCUCAAAGUUGUGACGAUGAUUUUAUAUGAGUCCUUGAGACUGUACCCGCCAGUAGCUUACUUGACUAGAAAGACGACCCAGGAGGUAAAACUUGGAGAUAUGACUUUGCCUGCAGGGGUGAUGGUGUCAUUACCCAUACUUCUGCUACAUCUUGAUACUGAUAUAUGGGGUGCAGAAGCUAAGGAGUUCAAGCCAGAUAGGUUCAGUGAUGGUAUUAUGAAGGCGACAAAGGGAAAGCAUGCCUUCUUCCCAUUUGGUGGAGGGCCUCGUAUAUGCAUUGGCCAAAACUUCGCUUUGGUAGAAGCUAAAAUGGCAAUGGCAAUGAUUCUGCAACGCUUUUCCUUUGAACUCUCUCCUUCUUAUGGCCAUGCUCCAUAUUCAAGGGCGACCACUCAGCCAAAGCAUGGUGCUCCCCUUAUUAUGCAUAAGCUCUAUUGAUGGAGGGUCAAAACUUUGAUUUACAUGUUGUGUUAGCCCGUUUAAGUUUGUUCGAUGAGAGAUUCAUCUUUGAAUUAUCUCUGUGAUGUAUGUUCAUAACUCGUUAUCUCCAUGAAUAACAAAAUUACUUGUUGCUCCUUGAUAAGAUUAGUUUGCUUGG